This is a messenger RNA of Morus notabilis, 837 nucleotides long. RefSeq lists its product as uncharacterized. The coding region runs from base 14 to 652 and encodes 212 amino acids. The record is from RefSeq and is a predicted model, not a curated record. NCBI's taxonomy places the organism in Eukaryota, Viridiplantae, Streptophyta, Magnoliopsida, Rosales, Moraceae. The transcript has a single exon.
UUUGUUUUCAGCUAUGCUGAAGAAAUGUGCUCGGUUAUUUGGCCUUGUCAGGGACAUUAACAGUGGAUCAAAAAGAAAGAGAGAAAUCAAAGGAUCGCCUUUUCCUUGCACACAAUCUACAGAAAAUCCCAUGUCAAUUAACUUGAGCUUAAAGUCAUAUGGUAGUUUUGUGAGGAUAGUUCACAGAGGUGGGAUAGAAGAGUUGUAUCCUUGUGGAAUUCAAGCAUUCCAAUUGAUGGAGAAGUAUCCAGGCACAUGCGUUGCCAAGCCGGAAGUUUUCAAGAAUCCCCACGAGUCGCUUUUGUGGCCUGAAGAGAGGCUCUUGCCUGGUGAGAAAUAUUUCAUAAUUCCAUCCUCUACUGUGAAGAAACUUCAGCGAAAAGGCCAGGGGAAGGCGAACGGCAGAGGCCCUGAUGAAGGCAAAGAGGAGAUAUGGGGUGAUAUUACUAUGGAUCUAGGUGAAGUAAACUUUGAGGAAACUGUUUUUUCUGCAAAAGAAUUUUAUGCUCCUGAAAGAAGAUCGCCAAGAAGUUUGUCAAUAAAAGGUAUAAGAAAAAAAAAGCCCUUUGUACCUCCUCUUCCAAAGACAAGAUCAUACAAAGGACCCGGGUGGGAACCCAGCUUAACUUCUGUUCAAGAGCUUUCUCCAUGACUUUGGUUCUAUCUAAUAUGCGGUUGAAUUGAAAAAAUUGAUGGUGUAUUGUUUCCAAUAAAUAGUGUCAUAUUUCAAUUCUCUAUUCCUUGCUUAGAUGCCCCAUAUUUCCAGGUGUUGAUGAUUGUUUGAACUGUCUACUGUCAAAUUUCUUCCAGAUGUGUUGAAAUUUCACUGCAAGUUGA